AUGGUAGCAUCUAUAUUUGGAAAGUCUGCAGUGUUUGACUACCUGAGACUACAAAGUGCAGAUCUGACACUGGUUGAUGAGACUGGAGAUGAUUUGUUCACUCUCGCCCUUCAGGGAGGAUGUAGACAAAUCAUAGAACGAUUAUCACCUGAUGGACAAUAUGUGAAGAAGCAGAAUCCCUGGACUACACUGAGGAGAUCGGUAGUGACUGGAUCUUUUGAAAAGUUGAAAGUUUGCCAUGACAACAGUCCUGAGCUUGUUCAGACAGACCAGUUUGGAGACAGUCUGCUUCAUCUGGCUUGUCGUGGAGGCAACAGGAAAUGUGCAGUGUAUCUGCUCCCGUCCUAUGACAUCAAUGUCCGAGGUCGGUAUAACUGGACACCGGUGAUGAUGGCGGCUGUGUGUGGACAUGAGGAUGUCUUCCAGCUGCUUGUGGACCACAAGGCUGAUCUUUCCUUGCUCUCAGACACAAGAGAAUGCAUCCUUACUCUGGCUCAGAGAGGGCAGAAGCAAUGA
This is a messenger RNA of Haliotis rubra (blacklip abalone), 516 nucleotides long. RefSeq names its product fibronectin type 3 and ankyrin repeat domains protein 1-like. The record is from RefSeq and is a predicted model, not a curated record. Gene Ontology annotation, molecular function: protein binding. The transcript has a single exon. NCBI's taxonomy places the organism in Eukaryota, Metazoa, Mollusca, Gastropoda, Lepetellida, Haliotidae. Bases 1 to 516 code for a protein of 171 amino acids.